Molecule: messenger RNA, 723 nt
Organism: Zymoseptoria tritici IPO323
Lineage: Eukaryota; Fungi; Ascomycota; Dothideomycetes; Mycosphaerellales; Mycosphaerellaceae
Exons: 1
Coding region: 6-440 (144 amino acids)
Source: RefSeq, a predicted model, not a curated record
AAGACAUGUCCGCAGUGGUGGUGGAGCUGCUGUCAACAGUCACGUCGGUCGUCGUGCUGCUGAUGACCGUCUCGCUCGUCGACGCGGACGUUGUGCUGGUCACAUCGGCGGUAGUGGUGGAGGAAGUGGUCGACAUCUGGGCGAGAGCGCCGGCAGCGAGGAAGAGAAAAGCAACGGACUUCAUGUUGGCGGUAGAAAUGAGUGUGGGUAGCGAAUGUGAUGCUGUGGAGGAUGCUGUUGCUGAGGUGAAUGAUGAGAAGAACUCCUCAGUGGGGAUCUCUCUCGUUUUAUCUCUGGGUAGGAGCAGCAGAGUACUGCCUCAUUUCCUGUGGGUCCACUCAUCUUUGAUCGUUCAAGACGAUAUUCAACACGUUCCUACGCCAGCGAGAGAUUUCAUCAUCGGUUUCCUCUCUCGGAUUGAAGUUCGACCGCGGGCGUAGACAAGUCCGGUAGACCAUGAGGUGCCUUAGUGAAGUCAAAUUAAAAAGCUUCCGAUGAGUACGCGCUACCUCUCAGUAGUCUGCCGGUUGGAAGACACCACAUCGAGGAGGGGUUUCACGUGUAGCGUGCACUGUGGUCCAAGGUCAAUGUAGAGCAAAGUCGUCUUUUGAAUACGUCCCGGUGGCACCCUGGCUGUUGAGCGACUACGUUGUCUGCAUUGCGAUUUUGUCAUAGCUGAGCGUGUUCUUUGCCAUCGAGGCAAUGCAGAUCUGCCGCUACGGU